GAUCAAUGUGCUGAGUCUUCCAUAAGAGCGAGCUGCACCCACAGGCUGUGCAUCUUCUGGCACUGUUGCUUACAGGUGCUUUCUCCUUCCAGGCGCUGAGAGGUUCCCUCCAGCCCCGGCCGCCCAGCGAGCUCAGUGGCAGGCAGCAGUGACCUCCGACAGCUCUUCGGAUGAGAUGGCAGCCACCCAUCCCCUGCCUCAACAAGGAGCCGCCGUUCCGAAUAAGCGCAAGCGAAUCAAGCAAGAGCAGGGCUCGCCCUCCUCACCCCAGCCAGGGCACAGCUGCCAAUUUUACACAGGUCAGCAAGAAACAGCAUACAGCUCGGACUCCUCUGACACCUCAUCCGACGAGACUGCGAGUGCGCAGACAAUCAUCCAUAGAGCGACCAGCACCCAUCAUUCUCAACGCAUUAAACAGGAGGAGAGCGGCGCUCAGCUCACAGGCAGCAGCCACAGUUACUCGUUUUACGCAGCCCCGGAAGAGCUACAAGACUCGCGUCGAGCACCCUGUUCCUCCGGCAGCCCCUCGGAUGAGAUCAUGAGGACCAAGACUCCCAUUUACCGGACCGUGGCCACCCGAACCCGGCACGAGAGGAUCCUACAGGAGGAGGAUUCAGCACCGAUUGGGCGACCGAGCCAAAGCAUUACUUCUUACAGAGGAAAACAGACUCUCUCACAAGUGCUUCACCAGCUGGGAGCUCAUCGGCUCCCUCGAGGCUCCUUUGUUGAGAUUCCAGUCGGACAUCCCUUUGAUGUGCAAACAGAAACACCUCACAGCCCGUACGGACGACAUGUAAGAGAGGACUUCAUAGCCAAGAGACGCAGUCAGUUUUACAAAGGUUGGUUUAUGAGGCAAAUAUGUAACGAUCAAUGAACCCUCAUGGUUCAGUGAAGGCAUGUGAGGUGGGGUGCUGAGCCGAGCCAAGCCGAGCCGAACAAACCAAGAAAGGUCCAGGCUCCUGCCCUGUUACCUGCUGAGUUAGGGGGAAGUAGGGGUAAUGCACUUCAUACCAGUGAUCCUGGGCUAGAGAAGGGAACAAUACCCCCGUGUUCUGACUCAACUGAUCUCUGGUUAAACCUGCUGGAAAGAGCUCAAGCAAUGGCAUUAGAUGAGGACAGAAUUGGGCUUGGCUGUGAUACCAAGCCCACUGGCACCUCACUAUCUAGACUCCUACAUCAAUGGCUACUUGGUCAAUGGCUGUAGCCCCAGCACAAGUCAGCAACGCAUUUAGGAGAGCAGAAAAUUGGCACACAGACAAGUUCAAAUCUGUUGCCUC
This is a messenger RNA of Callorhinchus milii (elephant shark), 1277 nucleotides long. RefSeq lists its product as uncharacterized. The record is from RefSeq and is a predicted model, not a curated record. The transcript is spliced from 4 exons. NCBI's taxonomy places the organism in Eukaryota, Metazoa, Chordata, Chondrichthyes, Chimaeriformes, Callorhinchidae. The coding region runs from base 176 to 874 and encodes 232 amino acids.